Caenorhabditis auriculariae is the source of this 2566-nucleotide messenger RNA. NCBI's taxonomy places the organism in Eukaryota, Metazoa, Nematoda, Chromadorea, Rhabditida, Rhabditidae. The record is from the annotation of a GenBank genome assembly.
AUGGCGAAGCACACAAAGUUCGAAAGCAGUGACGAAGAACUGGAUACUCACAAAAAAAGGUGCUUUUCCGAUUUUUGAUAUUUUCCUUUUACGUUCUAGUUUUCAGGAAAGAAAGAAAGAGUCCAGCUGAAGAAAAGCACGAGCACAAGGAGAGAAGUCAGAAGAAGGACAGAAGAGACCGUGAGCGAUCGCCAGAUAGGAGGGAUGUCGAAAAACCGGUAUGGGCUGAUUCCCUGAAAUUUUAGCGAUUUAUUUGUAGAAUAGUGUAAUUUAUAGAAUUUAUACGGCUUGUAAACUUGUUGAAAGUAGGUUUUUUCGAAAAUGUUUUGUAAUCAGACACGGAAAUUCAUGAAUUUCUCUCUAAAAAGUUCUCUCUAAAAAGUUCAAUAAAACCCAGUUUUGAACGAAAUAAUUCUUACUGGCUCACAGUUGCUCUGGUGGCAACGAGUCGGCGCUGCAAUUUAGAAGCCCACGCGACGUGACGACAACGAUCGCCGGGAUCGCGAUCGCAGAGAGGAUCGGCAACGCGACCGCGAAUUUGACAAUCGCCGGAGGGAGCGACACGAGCGAGGCGGUGACUUUCGCAGAGAUCGACGGGGGGAUCGUGAUAAGUUUGACGUUCCCCAGGAAUUUCGAAUAAAGUUUCGAAACUUUCAGUGGAGGCAAGUUUGGUCAGAAAUCGUUCGAGAAGAGGUUGAAUCCCGAAGAAUUGGCCCAGCAGAAGAAGUUGUUGUGGGGAUCCAAGAAGGCGGAAAGCGAUACUGCGCCUGAUGUUGGUUUUUCAAACUGCUUAAGUUGUGCAAAAAGUUCAUUAUCUCACCAUUUUUAGGACAUCGUACGCUAGAAAAAUUAAUUAAAACCAAAUUUUGAACUCCUUUUUUAUGUCAAGUUGUUCAUUCCCAUCACUGAUUUUCAACAUUUCAAUUGUCUCAUGUGUUUCUUCCAUUGCAAAAGUAAUAAACUUCCACUUUUUCCUACAUAAGUUUCAUGACAAAACCAUCUUUCCUGUUUAUUUCAUUUUCAUUUCCAGACGUCAGCCAACGACGGCGCCGGCUCUUCCGGAACGACGGCAGCCGUUCCGAAAAACGCCGGCCUCUGGUCGAGCGCUAUCGCCGCCACCGGAGUCGAUGGAAACCAAGCCAACAAGUUCAUGAGGCUGAUGGGCGUCAAGAAUGCUCCGGUUGAAAAGGCGGCGGUUGGUUUUCCAAUAUUUAACGAGAAAUUACAACUAGAAACGAUUUUUGUCAUGUUUUUCUGAUCAUAUGGUUUUUUUAUUCCGACCCUUACAGCUUUUUAGUUUUAAGCCCAAUAUCAAAGUGAAGGAAAAAGUCGGUACAGAAAAAUAAUUUUCUUCUUUAUAUUCCAUGUUUUCUUCUAGUUAAUGAGAAGGUUCCCGAGUUACGCACGGCGUUCCCAAACGGGGGGAGGAGACGUCAAAAAAAUUUUGGCGCGAAAAUUCAAAUCUCAAGUACGCAGCCAAAGGCGAUCGAACGAACAAGUUAUUGACGAUGAAUACUCAGUGUUAUUUAUGACGUAGAAUGACGUCAAUUUAUCCGAAGCGCGCACUUCCUUUUCUGUAAAUUUAGAUAAUUUGACGCCUCGCUCACCUUCCAUCACCCCAUCAAGAACACAUUUUGUAUUGGCUCAAAAAUAAUCUCUUCUAAAAUUAUUUAAAAGAUUCAAAUAUUGUUCUUCGAAUAUCUAUGUUCUUUUUUGUCCUAAUUUUGGCUUAAGUUUUGUUUUUGACGAACUGAAAAGCCAUCAAACUGCAUAGAACGGCCAAAAACUUUACGGUUGUGUCAUUUUUAAGCGGUCGAAAAUACAUUUUCUUUUCUGGUAUUCAAUCUAAAGCCGCAUCCGGCCUUUAACGACUUGCUUAUGGGAUAAGAUGGAUAUAAGAGAAAGUAGCUUUUGGUCAGGAACUGUAGUUAAUGCGCUAGUUCUAAAUGAGCGCGACAUAUUGAGCCAAUUUUUGGUAGCUCCUUGACUUUUUAUAGUGCAUUCCGCGCGAGACAGUCAAGUUUUAAAAUAACAGAAAAAAAAUUCACUGUAAGCUCUACAAAACAGCCUCGGACAUUGGUAACGCGAAACGGACGUGCUCCGGACGUUUCUGGGCGAUUCUAGGGAUCCCUUAAGAGUUCUGAGGCUACUAAAGUGGUCACUAGAAAUGCCCCGACACGUCCGUUUCGCGUCCCGUUCGCGUUACCAAGGUCUGAGAGCUGAGAAGACAGCAAAAAACCAACGCAUUGAAGCGAAGAUGCUCAAUUUUGAUCUAAUUUGGUUCACAGUAUUUUUGACGAAAGGAAAACCGUGACAAUUUCACGCGGAAUGAGCUAUAAAUGAUUAAAAAGCAAGAAAGUAUUAAUUUCUAUUUGAUGACCAUCACAGUGUAAAUAUGAAUUUCAAAAUUCCACUCCAGUAAUAAGUUUUUUUCAAGACCGACGGUAAGAAGAUGGACGAGGAGCGGGUGAAACAGGAAAAACUGAUGCGUGACCUCGACAAGCAGUACGCGAUAGCUCGAGAAUCCACCCACAUGGGCCGUGGGAUGGGCCUUGGCUUUCACUGA